Messenger RNA from Effrenium voratum, 2192 nucleotides. The record is from the annotation of a GenBank genome assembly. Lineage: Eukaryota; Dinophyceae; Suessiales; Symbiodiniaceae.
CUCAGAGGCACUUUUUUUUGCGGACGAGCAUGGGCGAAGCGUAUGAGAGUGGAGAGGCUGUCGAAGCAUGGAUCGCUCAGACGCAGGUGAGCCUCGGUGCAAUCACCAGACCGCGGCUCCUGCCUGAGCGGCUCAGGAAGCCGCCCUUUCGCUUUCUCUUUGACAUUGCAGUGGAGGUGGCUCGCCAGACAGGCUUCGGCUUAGCCGAGCUCUUUGGCGAGCUGCCGGAGAAGCCCUGUGCGCCCAGCGCCAGGGAGGAAAAGGUGGACUUUCUGCAGCGGUGGAUUGCAGCAACCGCCGCUGCACUUCCAUCGCACGCAGAGGCUUUGGCAGAGGUGUCGGCGACAGACGUGGUGUGCGGCGUGCACGCGGAGCGCACCAACUUCUUCCUGCAGUGCCUCGCCGCUGCGGCCUGGCCAGCACCUCCACUUGCGCCAGACUGCCGAGAGACGGCAGCCCCAGAGACGGCAGAAGCCGCAGCUCCAGCUGGCCCAGUUCCUGGGGACGCUGAGGCGGCUGAGCCCGAGGCUCGCUUGCCCGAGAGGCACACCAUGGAGCUGCCCGAGGCACCAGAAAUGGUGGCGGCGCGGGAGGCUGCGGAGCAGGCGGCUGUCCAGAAGAAAGCGGCAGAGGAGGAAUGGGCCCGUAUCCAGGCUGCCAGAGAGGCCCGAGGAUCGCCAGCCCCGGAAGAGGCGCGCAAGGACAUAGACUUCGAUGCUGCCCUGAAAGACUUGGGAGCACUCCAACAGGAGUUUGAGCGGACGGCCAACGCCUGGAAUUUUACCCCAGGUAAUGCAGGCGACAGCAGCGGGGACUCGGAUGAAGAUGCACCGCAUCCGCUGCCGGGCCAGCCAGCUCUCGGCUCUGACGACGAGCAGGAGCGCCAGUUUGCCUCGACGGCCAUGAUCUUCCACGCCAAGGAGCGGGCAGACAAGGUGAAUGAUGAGCUGACCAAGGCACAAGACCUUCUGGCGAGCAUCGAGGACGCUCUGGACGCACGGGACGCAGAGCUGCAGCAGAAGAAGGACUUGGAGGUCCAGCGGCGCGAUGCGCAGCAGGCGGCGGCAGAGGCACAGGUGCGCGCGGAACAGGCCGUGGAGGAGCAGAGCAAGCUGGAGAAAGCCGCGCGAAAGGCCAAGCGGAAGGCUGCGAAGAAGGCAGAGAAGGAGCGCUUGCAGAAGGAAGCGGAGGAACGGGAAGCGGAGGAAAAGCGUGCUGCCAUGUAUCCCGUGAGCAAAACUUCUCAGCUGCAAGGGGCACGACUCGUUAGCUGUGUUGGUGAUGGUGCGAACGAGGAAGAGGAGUACGAGUGGGAUGGCGAGCCGGAAGAGCCAGAGGAACGCAACGACGGCAUGGAUGCUUGCUUUACAGACGCGAUCCUCGGGGGAGAACCAGAUUGUGGCUCAGUAACGAUGCAGAAGGAGGAUCUUUUUGAGCAGAUCAAAGCAGAGAUGCGGGACACAUUUGUCUCAUACCUUUGCGCCUCCUUGCCGGGCGCCUUGCUGAAGAGGUACGCAGCAGACCAGCUCUUGGGCUGCCUGCAGAUGCUGCUGCAGGAGCUGCGGCGCUCCCUGGCAGCGCACAGCCUGGAGGAUGUGGCAGAUGAGGAGCCCACCAGCGUGGCGGAGGAACUGCAGCACAACUCGCCGGAUGGCUGGCUGGACUACUUGCAGAGUGCACCCAGCUACGGCCUGCGUCAGCGCUUUGACGUGGCCGAGCUGGUGGACACCUUCCAGGCCUUGGCGCAAAGCUGCUUCGACCGCCUGACGGAUGAGCUUGGUCCUAUGUCCAGGUGGGUCAGAGAGGGCAGCCUGCUGCACGUCUCCCCUACUUUGGCGCCUCCCCGGGUGCCCACGCCGCCCACGCCGGAGCGGACAGCCAGCCCUGAGGCGCCGUCCAGACCGCUCACUGGCUGCCAGCCGCCCAAGGUGCCACCUCCGCCUGAGUCAAGCAGCACCGGAAGGUCACGGGUGCCGGUCUUCGACACCACAAUCGGUCCUGCACCCUGGGAGAUCGAAGGGCCCGCGCCCACCCCAGCUGCCCCAACCACGCGCAUGGCCACUGGCGCGAGACUGGGCAGCAGCCGAGUGAUGUCGUCAAGACCUUUGCUGUCGCGAUGAGAAGACGGAGAGGUCGAAGAUUUCUCCAUGAUGCCAAGGGGGCGGCAGAUGCAAUCGACUUGUGCGUGCUGC